This is a messenger RNA of Penicillium brasilianum, 2492 nucleotides long. The record is from the annotation of a GenBank genome assembly. Lineage: Eukaryota; Fungi; Ascomycota; Eurotiomycetes; Eurotiales; Aspergillaceae.
CGAGCUCGUACCCCAUUUUAAAGGAUUUCACUGGUCGACUAACUUAAUUUGGGCGCUGAAUGGGCCCUGAGCCUGUUGGGCCAACUCCUAGGGCCCAGAGCCUACGGGGGGGCCGAUCUCCUUACUCGGCCGUUACCAGCGGGAAAUUUCACGAUAACGGGGAUGCAGCCCAAGGGUCGCGCUAGUUGUUUUUGUCAUUUCUUAUUUUUAUUUUGCUAUUAUUAUCGUGAUUUGAAUGGAUGGCUUAGGAUGGGGACGUCUGGAUGUCAAUCCUUUCCUAACCGUCGACCCAUAGAUCGAAAAUGGGGCUUUUCUCUGUCGAUUCUUGUCUCAUUGCCCACACCAAGUCCUGUUUUUUUUAACUUCUUUUUUUUUUCUUUUCUGUACAUCUCCAUCUCCCUCUUCCCCUGUUCCUUGCACGUUUUGGUCACUAUCAUUGCCGUCUGGCCUCUCCAGUACCUUUCUAUCUCAUAGCCCUCCGUCAUUGUAGCUAAGGGCUUGAGACAAGCAACGAGAGAAAAGGGAAAAAAAAGGAACGCUCUCAAAAGUCCAAGGGAGGCACGGAUACAUCUAAGAAUCAACGAGAGACAUCGUCAUGACUGCUGCACCUCCGGUGCCUCACGCCAUCCCCGAGGGCCUCAACGGGGCUCCUGGUCAUCUCGCACACACUCUUCCUCGCUACCAGGCCAUCGCCAUGAAUCCCAAUCCGCCUUCUCACCCACCAAUGCCUCCACCUGAGCAAAUGGUUCAAAAUCAUCACUAUCGUCACUAUCCGCCACCACCUUUGCACGAUCCUCAUGCAGGACCGCCUCCCCCACCACCACCGGCGGCCUUGUCUUCUCUAGAUCAGAUCGAAGCUCGCUUGCGUCAAUUGGAACAUGAAGAAAUGAACCGAAUGGCAGCUCGGCAUCAUCUGCUUGCAGUUCGCAAGCGUGAAGACGAGGAGUUCCGUAGAAUGACCGAGAGCGCCGAGGCCGAGGAGGAGGAUCUCCGAAGACAACGCAAAAGGAUUAAGAGAGAGUCGAUGGGCCUCGGGCCCAAUCAAACAAUGGACUCGCCGCCGAUGCGGCCAACACCACCACGCCGGUUGUCCGAGACCAGCGCGGCUACGACUUUGGCCUUUUUCAAGCAACAGAGCCCUCCAGAACCUCGCCAGACACCGCUACCACCAGUUUCACGCACACCACAGCCACCUCCUAUGCCUCCACCUGCCCAUAUGCAUUCUCAACCUCACCACGCUCCUCCACCUCCACCUCCUCCAUCUCAGCACCCUCAACACCCUCAUCCUCAUCAACAUCAACAUCAGCACCCAAUUAAUCCCCACGAUGCCAUCAAUGGCGCAGGAUCUAUCCGGCGCAAGCAAAAGUAUACAAUCAAGAACGUCGAGGCAUGGGGUGAGCGUCACGGCCGCCCAGCCGCCCACGAUCCUUCCGGCCGCGCCCUGUGGAAGCGGCCCUCGGAUGGAAGCCUGGUUUAUUUAACUUGCCCGAUCCAGGGCUGCGGGAAAUCCGACUUUGUCACACUGCACGGCUUCAUGUGCCACUUGACCAAGAAGCAUAAAGAUCGCACGUUGGGCAGCCAAUCGCGUGCGCUCGAGAUGUGUGGUAUUGUCUACGAUCCGAAUGCGCCGUUGCCGCCAGUUCAGGCGUCAAAUCGUGGAUCGAUGGAAGAUAGUCCGAUGGAUGGGGGUCCGGAUGAUGAAAGCCAUGAUCCUGAACUCGACUCGGAGCCCGAGGACAGCGAAGAACCUCGUGAUGAGAUCUAUCGAGUCAAGACCGAAGCGACUGAACGGUCUCUUCGUGAUACGGUUGACCCUGCCGCCUCGCAAGAUGCGUCGCCUAUACCGCCUAAACUGACCAUGAACGGCUCAAUUAAGCAAUCGAUCUCUUCUAUUAUUGACCGCACACCUGACUCUGAACCUCGGGAAGCGUUGGCAUCAUUGACGCCCUCUGAAUCCGUCUCCCAGGGCCCGGUGGCCGUCUCCUUGGAACAGUCUGUUCCUGCGAAGAGGAAAUACGAGUAUUCACCCGAGAAGGAGAACACAGAGCCGAAGGAAGGCUCUGCAACCGAGUAAAUCUUGUUUAACAAUGUUAAUACGCAAAAGCAUCAGCAGUACAGUCAAGCCUGUCGGUAUUACUUCGCAUUCUGUUUUGCCUGUCUGUGUGCGGCUUUAUAAAUUAAUACGGCCCCUUCAAAAGCAGCCCGUUGCAUCCAACCAUGUUCAUCAUUCUCAAUCAUCUCCAGCAUGCCAUUUGUGUUACUCGUACCAGUCCAUCAUUGCAUUGAUCGUGAUGUCGUUCCUUCUUCUUUUCAAUACCCUUGUCUUCCUUCUUUGUGUUGAUUAUCAGAAUCCUAUCUUUCGUGUCUCCGUGGCCCAACGGAACCUGUGUUUUAUCUUUCAAGCAUUUUCUGGCCUGUUUCUCCUUUCUGGUUGUUGAUUAUUCUUCGACGCUACUUGUCUGCUGCACAUAGCAUUCGCACCUGUUUUUUGG